AUGGAGCCCCUAGAAGCAGCAGGCGCAGCAGCAGCAGCACCACCAGAUGCUGCUCCUGCUGCUGCUGCUGCUGCUGCUGCUGGAGCCUUUGCAGCAGAAGAUGCAGCAGCUAUAGCAGCGCCACAGACUGUUGCUGCAGCAACGCCUGCUGCUUCUUCGGUUGCUGCCGCUACACCGGAACCAGCAGCAGCAACUGCUGCUGCUGCUGCUGCGCCUAUACUGCCAAGCGAUGUCCCUUGCGAGGAGCUCCCAGAAACAGCAGCAGCACCAGCAACAGCAGCAGCAGCAGCAGGCAGCAGCAACAGCAGCAGCAGCAGCAGCCCCACAGCCUCGUUUGCUGCUGCUGAGAUCUCCUGCUGCUCCAUCAUCUCCCACGCGCUGCUGCUCCUUCAUAGCUAA
This is a messenger RNA of Eimeria tenella, 399 nucleotides long. RefSeq lists its product as uncharacterized. Lineage: Eukaryota; Apicomplexa; Conoidasida; Eucoccidiorida; Eimeriidae. Bases 1 to 399 code for a protein of 132 amino acids. The transcript is spliced from 2 exons. The record is from RefSeq and is a predicted model, not a curated record.